UCAACCAAGAAUCAUAUCACAUUCUCUUCUCAAAAAAACAACAAACAACCAUCACAACUAUCAUCAUCAUCAUCAUGCUUCGAUUUACAAUUUGUUUGGCUUUGAUCGGUAUGGCAACAGCUACCGGUUAUAUGCCAUCAUCAAUGUGGAGUGGUGGUUCAUAUGGUAGCAAUUCAUAUGGUCGAAAAUAUCUUUCCGGUAAUUCAUGGUCCGGUAAUUAUGGUCUUUUCGGUGGUAAUUCAUUAUUGAUGGCUAAACCAUCAUCAUCAUUAUUAUUGAAUACUGGUUAUUUGGCUGCUGCUCCAGCAGCACAAUAUUAUUAUGCUGCUGCUCAACCACAACAACAAUUAUUGUCGCAAAGUUAUGAACAUAGUGGACCAAUUGUUGCUGCUGUUAAUACUGAACAUAAAGUAUCAAUGUAUGAUGUACCAACAACAUUAUCAACAUCACCAGCAUUGAAUAUUGAAGUACCAUCAUCAGCACCAACUGUUAAUUUUUUGAUGAAAUCCCGUUCAUCAAACAUUAAUGUUGAAAGUGUUCAUGAAGGUACUGGUGGAUCAUUGAAAGAAACUAGUUCCGAAGAUCAACCACAUAUUAAUCGUCAUACUGUACAUCGACCAAUUGUACAAGAAGUACGUGAAAUUAUUUCACCA
Dermatophagoides pteronyssinus (European house dust mite) is the source of this 653-nucleotide messenger RNA. RefSeq lists its product as uncharacterized. The record is from RefSeq and is a predicted model, not a curated record. NCBI's taxonomy places the organism in Eukaryota, Metazoa, Arthropoda, Arachnida, Sarcoptiformes, Pyroglyphidae.